UUGACUGACAAGCAAAAUGCGCCAAUCCGCUUCGAGAAGGUGGUUGAAUUUAUUCUGUGCGGAUACGUGGGUAUCGAAGUUCUUUUCGAAAUGAGUUUUAACUACGGCCAGGGUUAUCCAGGAGGACAAGCCGGAGGGGGUAACUUCCCCCGUCAACACCCACCCCCUGGUGCUCCAUACGGGGGUAGUGCCCCACCAGGACAGUACGGAGGCUCUGGCCCAUCGGGCUACGCCCCGUCUGGGGGAGCGACCGCACCUCCAGGGAGUCAGAAUGCUGGAGGGGCUGCCCCAGGUGGACCCUACGGGGGCUAUGGGGCCCCAGGACAGGGGAGGCAGGCUGGGGGAGCACCAGGGGCCCCAUACGGAGGGGGACAGACCCCUGGAGGGCCCUAUGCUGGGGGGUAUGGAGGACAGCCACAGGGAGGGCCCUAUGGACAGCAGUCUCCAGCAGGUAACAUACCACCAGGGGUGAACCCAGAAGCAUACCAGUGGUUCCAGACAGUGGAUACAGACCAUAGCGGCUCCAUCACUCUAAAGGAACUGAAACAGGCUCUGGUAAACUCCAACUGGUCAGCCUUCAACGACGAGACCUGCCUUAUGAUGAUCAACAUGUUUGACAAGACCAAGUCUGGCCGUAUCGACCUGUUUGGGUUCUCAGCCCUGUGGGUCUUCAUGCAACAGUGGAGACAGUUGUUCCAACAGUACGACCGCGACCGCUCCGGCUGCAUCAGUGGCACUGAGCUACACCAAGCCCUGUCCCAGAUGGGAUAUAACCUGAGUCCCCAGUUCACUGAGACGAUAGCGGCUAAGUACGCUGUGAGCUCUGGGCGUCCUGGUUCCCUGCAGCUAGACUCUUUCAUCCAGGUGUGUACACAGCUACAGAGCAUGACGCAGGCCUUCAGGGAGAAAGACUCCGCCAUGACGGGAAACAUACGCAUGAGCUACGAAGACUUUCUCUCCACCACCGUCAACAGGCUCAUGUGAGAGUGGGACAAUGGUAAUAUCCACCUCCCAGUGGUGGUUGAUGACACUUUACACGGGGUGGGCACAGGCUUAUAGUAUCAUCUUUCAUUUACUCCAUUCCAGCUGUUAUUUUGAGCUGUCCUCCCUUCACCAGCCUCCGGUGCCAGCCACCAAUAAUAGGCAAAAAAAAAAAAAAGGG
Molecule: messenger RNA, 1162 nt
Organism: Salvelinus namaycush (lake trout)
Lineage: Eukaryota; Metazoa; Chordata; Actinopteri; Salmoniformes; Salmonidae
Gene: pef1
Product: penta-EF-hand domain containing 1
Exons: 5
Coding region: 91-984 (297 amino acids)
Biological process (GO): COPII vesicle coat assembly
Molecular function (GO): calcium ion binding
Source: RefSeq, a predicted model, not a curated record